Chelonoidis abingdonii (Abingdon island giant tortoise) is the source of this 1600-nucleotide messenger RNA. RefSeq names its product glutathione S-transferase theta-1-like. Gene Ontology annotation, cellular component: cytoplasm. Gene Ontology annotation, molecular function: glutathione transferase activity. Lineage: Eukaryota; Metazoa; Chordata; Testudines; Testudinidae. Gene Ontology annotation, biological process: glutathione metabolic process. The record is from RefSeq and is a predicted model, not a curated record.
UGUUUUACAGAUGGGCAUCUGGUCUUGGAGCCAGGUCAUACAAAUGGGAGGGGAGAGGUUUCUGGGGUGGGAGUGCUACACUCCUUGGAAUAUGCCCCUGCAGAUAAAAUUUUUCAAUGUAAAUAUCUACAUUACAGGUGGCUGCCAAGGUACACUGUUCACAUUCUGGUGGGGCAGGGAGAGAUGCCACCUUGGCCUGGUCCCUGUCUCUUUCCUCUGGAGGAACAGCAGGGGAGGAGCUCUAAUGAUACACAAUAACUAAGAGAUGGAAAGAAGUUUCUCUUCAGUCUGCCCUCUCUGCAGCUACAGCCAAGGACAGGUAGUCUCAGCCUCUACACAGCACCUCUCUCCCUGCUGUUCCCUCUGCCCAGCAGGUAGGAUGGGGAUAGAGCUCUACCUGGACUUGCUCUCACCACCCUGCCGAUCCGUCUACAUCUUUGUCAAGAAGAACAACAUCCCCUUCACAUUCAAACAAAUGGAGGUACUCAAAGGGCAACAGCAUAGUGUUGGAUUUGGCAAGGUGAACAUCCUGAGGAAAGUGCCAGCACUGAAGGAUGGAGGUUUCACUUUAGCAGAGAGCCCUGCAAUUCUUGCCUACCUGAGUCAGAAGUAUAAAACCCCUGACCACUGGUACCCCCUGGAUAUGAAGAAACGAGCCCGGGUAGAUGAAUACCUGUCCUGGCAACAUUCUGCCAUCCGGCCAAGUGUUUUCAAGAUAUUCUGGCUCAAGGUGGUGUUUCCUUUAUACAUGGACCAGACAGCUCCUGAAGAGAAGCUACAGGAAGCUUUAGAGGACCUGGCCAUUCCCCUGAAGCAGUUAGAGGAGAAGUUCCUGCAAGACAAACCCUUCCUUGUAGGCAACAUGAUUUCUCUGGCAGACCUGGUGGCAUUUACGGACCUCAUGCAGCUCAUAGCAAUUGGUUAUAACAUCUUUGAGAACAUGCCCAAGCUGGUGGAGUGGCACAAUCGAGUGAAGAAAACUGUGGGGAAGGAGCUUUUCCAGGAAGCACAUAAAGUGAUCCUGAAUUUCCAAGAUUUGAACAGCAUGCUGAUUGAGCCACAACUAAAAGAGCAAAUGAAACCUAGGCUGCUGAAGAUGGUGGCCUGAAAUAUUUAUUUAAAAAAAUGGUAACAGUACAUUUAUUUCUUUUGCAUGUUCUGGUCUCCUAGCUCUAUGAGUGGCUGCUCUUAGCUGUGAGGGAAGAACUCCACAUCAUAUGGGAAAAGAAACACUUCCACGGCCCAUCUCUCUCUGUUCAGCUACAGAAACUGAGGAAGAGUCUUAAAAUGUAGCUGUAAUUCCAAAAAAUGGUGCUGUAAAAGGGGUGGGUUCAUUGUUUACUGCCUUGAAGUGACUCCAGACCAAAUUGCUCAGAAGACUCUUGCAGAUAGAAUAGUUUAACAGCAAUCCCUAUUCCUCCUAGAAAAUGCAGAGCAGGAAUCCUAGCAACCUGGUGUAUCAAAAUAAGCAAAAACUAUGGAGAUUGUUUCCAACUCUAAUUCAACCUUGUGCUCAGAGCCCUAAAGCUUUUUCAUACUGCUAUGUAACAAUCAUAUGUGUGAUAAAUAAAAAGGCAGCAAAUCCUGUGAUUUCCUUUCA